Messenger RNA from Paramacrobiotus metropolitanus, 1279 nucleotides. RefSeq lists its product as uncharacterized. NCBI's taxonomy places the organism in Eukaryota, Metazoa, Tardigrada, Eutardigrada, Parachela, Macrobiotidae. The transcript has 3 exons. Bases 114 to 989 code for a protein of 291 amino acids. The record is from RefSeq and is a predicted model, not a curated record.
AUGAUCAAAAACUGAUUAUCCACUGGAACUUUUAUAAUACGUCGGAUAUCGAAUUUUUUCUAUAAUUAUUUCGACCUAAUGGUCCGCUUUUUGACAAAACACAUUUUUCCAUAAUGAAGCAAUUCAAAAUGCGGUGCUUUCUGUUUGGAAUUUUGGUGGUUGUGACAGAGAGUGCGACGGAUAUGCCUGGAUACCCCCAGUUUGACGGAACAUUGAUGACUGAACGAGAAUGCAACAGUCGCCCAAGGAACAGUUGCUGGUUUAACGACAUCAGCUGCUUAUAUGGAAGUAUUUCGCAGAAGAUCACUAAAAACGUCAAAGAGACGGUGACGGAUUUAGAAUGUCAGGAUGGUGCCAGUGUCCAAGAGUUCUUGGAUGCAGCCAGCAGUAUAGCAACAAAUAGUCCUAACCGAGCAGUUGCGGUUCACCUAAACGGCAAAAUCACUAACCAGACAUUUGCGCAUAUGCUGGAUCCGAUCAAAAAUCAAGUGAUCGAAUUAACCUUUAGCGACUUUUACAACCGUCACAAAAAAGUCGCCACGUCCAAAAUCGGUGCUCUGCCGUUAGCGUAUUUGCUGCACUUGAAAUUUGAGUACGGUCGCGAUCUCGUCAUCCGAAAGCAGGACUUUGUGACCUUUACGUAUUUGCGCCGCCUGGAGUUUUAUCGGUCGUCCAUUGCGUCCAUCGAGCGCGACACCUUUACCGAUCUGGCCCAAUUGCGCUCCUUUCAGCUGGAGACCGGUUACGAAGGCCUUUUGGGAUACGAAGUAAUUAUUACUAAGGAAAGCGAGCUGUGUGACGAUCCAGCAUCGUCAGACAUUAACCCCCUGCACUGCAAUUGUGAAUAUGUCUGGUUGCGAAACUGGCUGAAGGCCAAUCCCCAUCUUCGCAAGGAAAGGGCCGAAGGAGAACUGUAUGUCGUUGGCAACCAUCCGAGCGCGGAGGCCAAAAAGCAGCCCUUUAUUCUCGCUGCUAUUGGCUGCUCAUAGUGUUUCUCCCCGGCGUUUGUGAUUUGGUUGUACUUGAGAAAUCAGCGUAAACUGCUGUUGGUCCUUACAGCCAUCAGUUUCUGCUUAACCGAUUAGUAAAUAGCCUAUCAGCUACCGGGUGUUAUUACCGGGUAUUUAUGUUUUUUAUGUAGCAACAACAGGUAUGUUGCCUCGUUUAGCCAACUACUGACCUUUUUCUUGUGACCAGCAUCAUAUGCGAUACGCACGCAAUUAUGUAACUAUACGGCAAGUAACAAGCGGGAAGUACGUAACUGAGACAAUCGACGUAU